Molecule: messenger RNA, 828 nt
Organism: Penicillium canariense
Lineage: Eukaryota; Fungi; Ascomycota; Eurotiomycetes; Eurotiales; Aspergillaceae
Exons: 1
Coding region: 1-828 (275 amino acids)
Source: RefSeq, a predicted model, not a curated record
AUGUCUACACAAGAAGAUCCAUUUACCCAUCCAGACAAUCCAUCUCCUGACAACGCGUCCAGUCCGCCUGCAAACCCCUUCGCAGACCCUACCACGCCACCCCCCGAAGUCUUCAAGUACCCUCAGUUCCAACGGGCAGGAUCCCUCCGUCAGCAAUGGCUGACUGACCCUGCAGUCAAGUGCCCCAUUGAGAAAUCCACCCUACACUUCCGAGACCUGUGGAAAGAAGGCUUUGACAUCCAUUUCUUUCGAGAUGGCCCGCCGUACCAGUGCAUCGCGGAUGUAAUCACCCUCGGCCUGCCAAUUGAGUUCCGGCCCAAUGUCAUGGACGAUAACUACUACGGCACCACCAUAGUCAAGCUCGCCGCCCAUUCCACCCCCGAAAAGUGUAUUCCAGAGUGUGUCUGGACCGGCCGGUGCGCCCCUGGCGUACUCUGCAUCGAAGAUAUGGAGCGGCUCCCGGGCUCAGAACUCCCGUACAUCUCGCAGAUUACCAGAGCCAUCUUCCAGAAAAACUGCAGCAUCUUGACGCUGAGAUAUGUGUUCGUGUGCUCGGUUGUCAAUGUGGAGACGAUGGAUUUCGUUGAGAAGCAAUUGUACACGCCGAUGAAUAAUCUCUCGUUUCCAAGCCGUGAGGAGCGCAGUUGGGAAGAGGGCACACCUGAGUAUCAGGCGCUCCUUGGGACGCGUAUUGGUAAGGUUGUGGCUAACUUUGUGUUGUGUACGUUUGACCGCGGCACAAAGCGGAUUGCGCGGAUUGUGACGUGGUAUGCUGGGUUCAAUAUGCAUGACUUGCAGUUGCGGUUUGAUCUUCAGUCUAUCGUUUGA